AUGGCUCGGCUUCUAUGUGUUUUUCUCCUGGUUUGGAUGGUGGCUGCUCACCAGGAGGAGACUGAAGAUGGGAAGUGCGAGAGGAUCAAGCUGACUCAGUGUCAGGAUUUGGGUUACAACUGGACGGCCAUGCCCAAUCUCAUGGGACACAGAGAUCAGAAGGAAGCUGAGGAAGCGAUGACUGCAUUCACGGGUAUCCUCGCUAGCGAAUGUUCUCUCCAUGCUCGCUUCCUUCUCUGCUCGGCCUUCGCCCCGCUGUGCUCUGAGCAAGUCUCCGGCUCCGUGAGUGCCUGCCGAGCUCUUUGCGAAAAGGUGGUCGAAGACUGUAAGGAGCAGAUCAAGUUAUUGCCGCCUAGCAUCAAGCUUGACUGUUCAGCAUUCCCGCUUCGUCCAGAUAGGCGACUGUGUAUGCGGCCACCUAACGCCAGCGAGUUGGAAUCGGAACCGCCGCCACUACCACGUUGGCCAUUCCACGAGCACGAAAUUAGAGAUCACGGAUGCCCACCAGCUUAUACGAGAGCCCCGAAUGGCGAAUGUUGGCCUGCUUGUGGACAAAAUGCUCGCUAUUCGCAAUACGAUAAAAAAAAUGCCGAAAUCUGGAUGAUUACUCUAGCCUGGUUUUCAUUACUAUCGACUUCAUUUGCGUUAUUGACAUUCUGCGCAGAACCGUCAAGAUAUCGGUAUCCCGAAAGACCAGCAGUAUGGAUGGCGACAUGUCACGCUGUUGUUGCACUAGCCCAUGUUACACGAGGUUGGCUCGGAGCGAAGACAGUUUCUUGCAGUGGAAUCACACUGGCCGUGGAUGGAUUAGCGUCUCCAACUUGUGUGGCCUUCUUCUCUUUAACCUACUAUUUUACGCUAGCCGCAGACGCUUGGUUCGCGAAUGCGUGCGUCGCGUGGUACUUGACAGCUGCAAGUGAAUGGUCGACUGAGGCCUUGGAGCGAGCAGCGGCGUAUUUGCACGCUGUUGCCUGGGGGUGGGCGGGCGCGUGGACUGCAGCGGCUCUUGCACUACGAAGAGUGACAGCCGAUGAACUGAUGGGCACGUGUGGCGUGUCAGAUACGGCUGCCGCAGCUCUUAUUGGAGUUCCUCGAGGUGCAUUACUAAUCACUUCAUUAGCGCUGGCGAUCGGCGCCUGUCCAGGGAUAAUGAGAGUACGCAGGGCCCUCGACUCAAGGGGCGCUAAACGUGUGGGGAGGUUGGCAGCCCGCGCUGCCGCCGGUGGUCUGCUUUACCUGAUACUAGCGGCGUUCGCGACCUGUACGCGUGUUAUGGAUUCGCGAAAGAGAGAAGCUCAGACUAACCUAGCAUUGCUAGCCGCUCUGGAAGUUGGUAACACUGAAAAUACCGCUGGCUCGAGUGGCAUCUCUGUUUGUUUGUGGCUGUCGUGUGGUAUCGCAGCGGGGGCUUGGGCGUGGUCGAGGAAAUCUGCAGUCGUGUGGAAGAAGGCUCUAUGUCCCCCUAGGAAGGCGCCAUGUUGUACGCCCCCGCUGCUCAGACCGCAACAUCCUUACUAUAAGAGACCGCUUCAUGUAUCUAGAGUGUAAUGUUUGAAGCGUAAAAACUGUGUAUUUAGUGUAACGUGUGUCUCAAAGACUCGAUUAGUGUAAGUGUAAGUGCCUAAUUAUGCCUUCUGUGAAGGCACUCUCGAUAUUUGUACAAAUAUGUAAAUAGUGUAAAUUUUAUAGUUUAAUAUACUGUUGAUUUUUU
Molecule: messenger RNA, 1711 nt
Organism: Melitaea cinxia (Glanville fritillary)
Lineage: Eukaryota; Metazoa; Arthropoda; Insecta; Lepidoptera; Nymphalidae
Product: frizzled-10-like
Exons: 2
Coding region: 1-1548 (515 amino acids)
Biological process (GO): canonical Wnt signaling pathway; non-canonical Wnt signaling pathway
Cellular component (GO): plasma membrane
Molecular function (GO): Wnt-protein binding; Wnt receptor activity
Source: RefSeq, a predicted model, not a curated record